AGGGAGCAGCUGCUGCUUCUAGCAGCUCACUUCUUAUUUGCCUAGUAACUUUUAUUUCACUGAGUAUUUUAGAAGGAGAUUCUUCUUUUUGACUGUCAAAAUGGUUAUCAAAGUUUUUGUUGCCACAUCUUCUGGAUCUAUAGCGAUUAGGAAGAAACAGCAAGAAGUAGUGGGCUUUUUGGAAGCCAAUAAAAUUGACUUUAAGGAACUUGAUAUUGCUGGUGAUGAAGACAACAGGAGAUGGAUGAGAGAGAAUGUACCUGGAGAGAAAAAACCACAAAAUGGAAUUCCUCUUCCUCCACAGAUCUUUAAUGAGGAACAGUAUUGUGGGGAUUUUGAAUCUUUCUUCUCUGCAAAAGAAGAAAAUAUUAUAUAUUCGUUUCUUGGUUUGGCACCUCCACCAGGCUCAAAGGUGGCAGAAGCAACUGAGGAAACAUCAGCUCUUCCGAAUGGAGAACUUGGAGGAGGGGAACAGAAUACUACAGAAGGAACAGACAGUGCUGAAGUAAGUGGAAAAGAUGAGGUGCCAAAAGAAGACAAUGAAGAUGCAGACAAUCCUCCUGAAUCAGAAGUAAAACAGGAGGGGACCACAGAAGAGGAAGAAAAAGAGGAAGCAGAAGAGGAAGAAGAGCAGAAGACUCUUAGUUCUUUUCAUGCUUCAUUUCUUCAAGUUUCUCAGGAAGUGAAGUACAAGCCAUGCCACUAUGUUUCAUCAAUGUUGCCCCAGCAAAAUGAGAUGGCCUGAGGUUUAGACACAUUUCUUAAUAUAUCAGUGCUACAUUGAGGAGUUGCUGUGCCAUAUAUGUGGGUAGAUGUAUAUUGUCUAUAUCUAUAUGAAAGAAAAUAUGGAUAUAUAACAUAAAUUUACGUUUGGUUCACAUAGAUGUGUUUGCUAUGAAUGAGCACACUUUAAUAAUAACCUGAAAAAUUUAUUCCAAGCUAUGGAACUAGCUCAAAUUCAGCCCAAGAGAUUCUAAGGGUGUUUCCUGUACAUGUGCCUUAUGCUGCUUCUGUCAGAACAAUUUUGAAUAUGUUACAGUGUACAAUGGUCUAAA
Messenger RNA from Vombatus ursinus (common wombat), 1055 nucleotides. RefSeq names its product SH3 domain binding glutamate rich protein (gene SH3BGR). The record is from RefSeq and is a predicted model, not a curated record. Gene Ontology annotation, cellular component: cytoplasm. NCBI's taxonomy places the organism in Eukaryota, Metazoa, Chordata, Mammalia, Diprotodontia, Vombatidae.